AUGGAGAGUCCAGGACCCACAACUCUGAAACUUAAAGUGUUUUUGGUCGAUCGUGAAACUACGGUAGAUUUAGUGAAGGAACAGAAUAUUUUCGUGGAGACAAGUCAGGGUAGCUUUUUGCUGCGGACUACGUGGCAAAGCUCCGACGAAUGGAGUCUAUAA
Messenger RNA from Plasmopara halstedii, 162 nucleotides. RefSeq lists its product as uncharacterized. NCBI's taxonomy places the organism in Eukaryota, Oomycota, Peronosporomycetes, Peronosporales, Peronosporaceae. The transcript has 2 exons. The coding region runs from base 1 to 162 and encodes 53 amino acids. The record is from RefSeq and is a predicted model, not a curated record.